This is a messenger RNA of Cuscuta campestris, 2516 nucleotides long. Lineage: Eukaryota; Viridiplantae; Streptophyta; Magnoliopsida; Solanales; Convolvulaceae. The record is from the annotation of a GenBank genome assembly.
ACCCAAUCACUCAACCCGUCUCCCUCACAUCUCCGUCUCAUUUAUCACCGUCGCCCUCUCUGCCAUCUCCACAUGAAUCGCCGUCGCCUUCGCUGCCAUCUACCGUCUCUCUCUCACUCUUCGGAUUCAAACAGUGGCACAUCGCGCAGUUGAAUGGUGGCGUUUAGUGCUGGCUAGUGGCUACUGAGUUUAUGGUGGCUGUUUCAAAUUCUCAGCACUUUCAAGUUUCAAGAGUGGCUGCCAUUUAUUCCAUUUCAUUUAUGUUCAAGUGUGCAUUAUUGACAGUGGAGCAAACAUUUAUUCCCUAUCUUUUUUACUCAAUUUUGAAGUUGCAAUACAUUAGAAUGUGUGAAAUGUCUGCAACCUUUUAAAGAAUUGAGGUGUUGCAAAGUGAUUUAUACAUUGUUUUUUGUUGUCCAAGCGUUUUAUGGACCGAAUCGGUCCACAUAAAAUUUUGGUCCGGUCCGGUCUUCGGUGGACGGAGGGUAUUGGUGAAGCAGCACAGCCAUGCUACACCGUUCCCAGCACCAUCAAAACAAGCAGCCAAAUCUAGCUUUGUCACAUGGGAUUUUAACAAGGAUGAAGAAGAAACAACAUUUGCUCAUGCACUCCGUAAAUGUGUGGAGGCUUCAAACUUAGGCUAUGUCAAAGCAAUCCACGCAAAGCUCCUAAAAAAUCCCUGGAUAGCUUCAUCAGUGUAUAUCCACAACCAUGUCAUCAAUGCAUAUGUGAAAUGUGGGGAAAUAUGGGGUGGACACAAACUUUUUGAUGAAAUGCCGCAGAAAAAUAUUGUGUCUUGGACAGCCCUCAUUGCCGGUUUUGUGCAGAAGGGUUUUCCUAUUGAAGGGUUCUCUACAUUUUUCAGGAUGCACAACAGUGGAAUAACACCGAACAAGUUCACCUUUGUGAGCGCUCUUCAUGCAUGCUCCUUUUCGGAUUGUCUGAGCUUGAUACAUCUGCUUCAAGUGUAUGGGUUGAUUGUUAGGCUUGGUUUUGAGUCUAACGUUUAUUUGGUGAAUGCUUUCUUGACGGGUUUAUUAAGGCAUCAUAGAUUAAAAGAAGCGAAAGAGGUGUUUGAGAAUUGUUCAUAUAAGGAUAUUGUGACCUGGAAUGCUAUGCUUGAUGGGUAUGUGCAAUUUUGCCCCUCUGAGUUGCCAAUUUUUUGGUUAAAAAUGCUAAGAAAUGGCGUGGAACCUGAUAAAUUCACUUUUUCAAGUGUACUUACGGGAUUGGCUGAACUUCCGUGCCUUAAAAUGGGUGUGCAAGUUCAUGCUUGGCUCGUCAAGUGCGGACAUGGGAACGAAGUGUGUGUGGGGAACUCUUUGGUGGAUAUGUAUUUAAAAUCUCAAAGGCUUAGUGAAGGGUUGAAGGCAUUUGAGGAGAUCCCAUCAAAAGACGUUCGCUCCUGGACUCAAAUUGCUGGGCUUCUGUAUCAUGAGGACCCAAGCAGUGCUCUUCAAGUCAUUGGAAGGAUGAGAGCGGCUGGUGUGAAGCCUAAUAAAUUCACUUUUGCAACUGCACUCAAUGCAUGUGCCAAUCUGGCAUCUUUGAAAGACGGCGAGAAGUUCCAUGGCUUGAGGAUCAAACUGGGGGACGAUAUCGAUGUUUGUGUGGACAAUGCAUUGCUUGACAUGUACGCAAAGUGUGGGUGCAUGAGUGGUGCUUCGAUGGUUUUCAAAUCAAUGAACGGGCGCUCUAUCGUUUCGUGGACAUCAAUGAUAGCCGGGUACGCACAAAACGGAUGCCCAAAAGAAGCCCUCAAGAUCUUCCACGAAAUGAGGAGAGAAGAGGUGAAACCCAAUGACAUAACCUUGAUUUGCGCACUUUAUGCUUGUAGCCAAGGAGGCCUUGUCGACGAAGGGUGGAGUUUGUUCUCCUCAAUGACCCAUGAAUAUGGGAUUGUCCCUUUAGAAGAUCAUUAUGCAUGUAUGGUGAAUCUACUCGGUCGCGCUGGACAUAUAAAGGAAGCCCAGGAAUUGAUUCUGGGCAUGCCAUUCCAGCCCGGUUUGUUGGUCUGGCAAACCUUGCUGGGGGCGUGCGUGCUUCACGGGGACACAGAGACAGCUCGGCGAGCUGCAGAGAGAGCAUUGCGUAUUGACAAAAACGACCCUGCAACCUAUGUGUUGUUGUCAAAUGCAUUUGCUGGUUUACUCAACUGGGAAAAUGUUGGGAGUUUGAGGGAAAUCAUGGGCAGCAGGGAUGUCAAGAAAACUCCUGGUUCCAGUUGGCUUCAAAUAAACAAAGGCAAGUCUCUACUUGAAGCUGUAGUGUAGGUCCUGAGGGGUGACCUUUAUUCCAUGUUUAAUCGUAAUCCCCCGAUUCGUUAUCCGUUCCAAAAUAAUCGUCUUAGUACCAGUACCAUUUUGGCAUCAUCAUUACUUUUGUUUAUUUUUGUUUUAAAAAUGUUGUCACAUCUUGUUUCAUUCUGUGUAACUUUUGAUGUCAUUUUUGAAAUAUUAACUUGUAAUUUUUAUUUCUAUACCAAUUUGUAAAUAUAAUAAGUUUAAAGAAGAUGU